This is a messenger RNA of Lindgomyces ingoldianus, 1488 nucleotides long. RefSeq lists its product as uncharacterized. The record is from RefSeq and is a predicted model, not a curated record. NCBI's taxonomy places the organism in Eukaryota, Fungi, Ascomycota, Dothideomycetes, Pleosporales, Lindgomycetaceae. The coding region runs from base 282 to 1484 and encodes 400 amino acids. The transcript has a single exon.
AUCCUAAUCUCGCACUACGACAAAGGGCACAGUCAGCGCGUGACUGGUGCAUGGAUUGCAAUGUAGAGUCAUAUCCAGCUGUGCUCUUCAGGAGAAGGGUACAAUACUCGUUUGUUCAAAGCGAAUACCUCCAUAUCAAUUUACAAAUAGCACAGGUCAUCCCAACCCAGGAUCCCGAGCAACAUAUAGUCCUCUUCAUUGAGUGCACUAAUUUCCCUAUCUACUUGCACACACCCUCUAUAACAUUCCAGCAAGCCGCUCUGAGAGCUAAGAGACUUAUCAUGGCACCCACCCCCAAACCUCACGACUCUGAUCUCCAUAUCGCUCUCGAAAUCCAUGGCCUUCCAUUCUCCACCAUUCCCGCCAACGACCUAUCCCCUAAGCACGCUUCCCACACCUCCGAUCUCCGCGCCUCUAGCCGCAUACAAUCCCGCAACCGAGCGCGAAUGGAGAAGUACUACCACUUCAAAGGCCUCUCUCCCUUCGACCUCCCCUCCCACCCCAACCAACAGUCCCACUACACGCCCCAUUCGCACAUCCCAGACUGCGACUCCAGCAUGUACUUAACAUCCUUCCCGGCUGACCUCUCCACGGCCAUUAUUCACAGAUUCACGCCGCGCGAGGCGUAUCGACAAGCGCAGCAAUGGCCGCGUCCACCUAGCUACCACCACUCGCGGGAGAAGAAGUAUUCUAAUAAGUGGCAGAAACGGCAAUUAUCGAAGAAGGGGAUGAGGAGGGAGAUCAAGGAGGAGGAGUGGAGAGAGGAUCUGGAUAUGAUGGAGGAUACAGAGAAGAUGAUUGAGCGUAUGGAUGCGUAUGAGAGGUAUUGUUAUUUUGGAGAUUAUGCGGAUGUUUUUGACGGUCCUGGGGAAUCAAAGGUGCCAGUGCCACAGACUACCUCUCAACUUCAGGACAUUUCCUCUCUAUCGCAAGCAAUUGAAGAGAACGUGGAUGUGGAUGAGGGAUACAUGAGCUAUAUCUCUGACGAGGACGAUGGGGAAAUCGAAGGGGAAGAGCAGUCUGAGGACGAAGACGACAACAAUUGGCGCAACCUUGGCUGGUAUCCAUUCCGCUACCACUUCACCGCAACUGGGGGUGGGUGGCCAUUCCGAUGGCACAGAAACUUCACCGGAUGUCACUUCAUCGCCGUCUGGACCUCUUGCAGUGAACAGUUCUGCGCUUGUCAUUUAUAUUGGCCCCGCGAUCCAGAAGUUCCUCAGAUGUUCUCGCUGGGAGAAUGGGCGAGAGGAGCGCUGGGGGAAAUGGAAGUGGGAAGGCCAUGGGAUGACGCCAAGAACGAGGUUUUUGGGGGUCCAGAGUGGGUGGAUAGUUCCGGUGGAAUGAGCGUCUACGGGCGGAGUGACUACGAGGACAUGAUCAUGGAUGUGGCGGAGCAGCUAGGGCGGGAUUGGGAUAUCGUGUCUCUGGCUUCUGAGGCUUGGACUGAGGUCGAAGAUGCCUUAUCCGAUAUUGGAUCUUGGUGAGCAC